GUUUUACAAAAAUGGUAGCAGUUAUAAAUACUGAGGGUAGUGAGAUACAGUUAUUCAGUUUGUUUGUAAACGUGAACCAGAUACAUCAAAAAUGAACUCUUUGGUCUUAAUCCUCCUUGUUGCCACUUUCACCUACGCCCAAGCAUCUGUCUUGGGAUUAGGAGGAGCCGUUACCUUAGUCGGUCCCGCAAAUCCUGGUGCUCUUAUUCAAGGACCCGCAGCCCAUGCUGCAGUCCUUGGACCCGAUGGUAGUGCCAUCACUGCAGCCGCCCAAGCUGGAGCCGUCGCAGCAGCUCCAAUUGCCGGAGGAGUAGUGAGUGCCGCAGUUGCCCCAGGAAUAGUCGGUGUACCUGGACUUAUUGGAGUCUCCCCGUUAGGUCUUGGUUUAGGAAUUGGACACGGAUUGGGAAGAUAAAAAAAUGGAUUUAGAAUUUAAGUAAUCGCUUUUUGUAAUAUAUGUAUUUUAAAAAUAGUUUGUUUUUAUUUACUAAUAGACUCAACACGCUGUAGUAAAAAAUCUAUAAUUAACUCAAGACUGCUAAAUCCAAUAGCAUUAGGAUUCACUCAUGGAUUU
Psylliodes chrysocephalus is the source of this 574-nucleotide messenger RNA. The record is from the annotation of a GenBank genome assembly. NCBI's taxonomy places the organism in Eukaryota, Metazoa, Arthropoda, Insecta, Coleoptera, Chrysomelidae.